Caenorhabditis elegans is the source of this 784-nucleotide messenger RNA. RefSeq lists its product as uncharacterized. The record is from RefSeq and is marked reviewed. Lineage: Eukaryota; Metazoa; Nematoda; Chromadorea; Rhabditida; Rhabditidae.
AGAACAAAAUGAUUGGAAUGAUGAAUAGUGGUGCUGAAUCUUCUGUUGAAUUCUAUGCUGCUGCAAGGCAGAGUAGUUUAUACGAACCAAGGAAGAAGAGCAGCCAAUCGAGAACUUACACCCCUGAAGGACGCGUUCUUGUGAAUGGAGCUCCGUUGUCACCAACACUCGAUCCCCAAGAUCUUUGGAAGAAUAUGAUAAUCAAGACAGCUGCUCAAAAAAUGAUACGUGAGAACUGUGAGAAAAAGGAAACAGGACCAAUGGCAACGAUUAGAAGAUUGUCCGAGAAGUUAAAAUUGAAGAAAUCAAAAUCAUCAGCUGCAAUGAUGAAUUUGGAUUUGGAUCUUGAUCAGAAGAUUCCAGAAGUUUCUGAAAUAGAAUCAAGUUCAACUACCGCCGUUCCACAAUCACCACAACAAUUUGUAACAAACAUAAGAAUUGAAGAAGCGAAUCCAGUAUUUUUUGUUCAACAAUCAGAAUCACUCGACCGUCCACAUAUGUUAUUUGAAGAGACAAGUGUCCUCGCGCGUCUGCUCGAGGAAUCUUCUCAAAUUGAUAAAAUGGAGAAGGAUUUUGCUGAAAAAGACAGUGGAAAAGGAAGUAUCGAUGACGAUUCGGUUGUAGUACACAAGUUGUAAAAUGUGUAGUUUAUGCUCAUAAUCCUCUUCGACCAGUUCAAUGAAUUAAAGUGAACAGAACUAUGUUGUUGAACCAUAUUGAGUUCAUUUCACUAAUUUUUCCUUAUCUAAUAUUACUCAAGAUCUCUCAAUAAAGUAUCAAUGUU